This is a messenger RNA of Penicillium canescens, 786 nucleotides long. RefSeq lists its product as uncharacterized. NCBI's taxonomy places the organism in Eukaryota, Fungi, Ascomycota, Eurotiomycetes, Eurotiales, Aspergillaceae. The record is from RefSeq and is a predicted model, not a curated record. The transcript has a single exon. The coding region runs from base 1 to 786 and encodes 261 amino acids.
AUGCGGGCUCCCCAGUGGCUCUGGAUAACAGCCGCAUUCCUCCCAUCAAUCGCCCACACCACACCAACAGAACCCUUCACACCAGCCACAAACGCCGAAGCGAACAAACGAGCCUUCGAGGUCCUCCGAAUUCUAAGACGAGCAGACAACAACUGCCCUUCAGGCUACAAUCCCUGCACAGACCUUGGCAACUCCAACGCAUGCUGUAAACAAGGCACGAACUGCUCGCGCGAUGCAGCCAACAAUAUCGCCUGCUGCGCAACCGGCGCAAGUUGCACAGGCAGUCUAACCGGAUCAACAACGACAACGGGGACCGGGACAGGGACCAGCUUCAUGUUCCCGCAGACCGCAUCCGCGACCGCGACGAGCGGGGACUCCGCUUCUACUUCUUCGAUUACCGGGUCGACGAUUGACGGCGCCUACCCGUUUGUUGCUGUGCCAACUGCCUUUUCCAAUCCGCAGUCUUGCUCGUCGUACUAUUCGCUCUGUCAGUCGGAGUAUACGCAGUGUACGGGGGCGUUGAUGGGGCGGUAUGCGGUUACGAUUGGGGGUGCUGAUGGGGCGGGCAAGACUGUUCAGGCUGUUACGGCUGUGUCGCAGGCUACUUCUAUUUGUUCGAGUUUGAGCGUUGAGGCGUGUCAUGGGCUUAAUCUCGGGUAUUGUAGUUCUGUUGCUACGCAGACUGGGGGUUCUGAGGCUAGCGGUAAUGCUGCGCCGGUAAGGAAUUCUAGUCUUCAAGAUUUGGUGCUGGGGCUGGCUGUUGGGUUUGCGGGGAUGUUUAUAUGA